AUGGUCCAAGAAAGUACAAUGAUAUGUGUGGAUAACUCCGAGUGGAUGCGCAACGGUGACUUCGUUCCAACCCGACUGCAGUGCCAGCAAGAUGCAGCAAAUCUGAUUCUUCAGUGCAAACUCCGGGCAAAUCCCGAGAAUGCAGUUGGACUACUUUCAAUGGCGAACCAAGUACAGGUUCUGUCCACAAUGACUCAAGAGAGCGGCCGCUUGUUUAUGAAACUACAUCAGCUGGAGCCUCAGGGUCACUGUAACUUUAUGUCGGCCAUCAAGAUUGCUCAUCUGGCUCUUAAACACCGUCAAAAUCGUAAUCAUAAGAUGCGCAUCGUCAUUUUUAUUGGGAGUCCAAUUGACGAUUUGGACUCUGCAGAGCUAACAAAGAUUGCAAAGAAGCUGAAGAAGGAGAAAGUGCAGUGUGACGUCAUCUGCUUUGGUGAAGCCGAUUCGGAGAACAGUCAAAUCAUGGGGCAGUUCAUCGAUACUCUUAAUGGCAAGGAAGGAAAUGGUUCAAAUCUGCUCGUUGUCCCUGCUGGAUCAGCUCUCACCGAGGCGUUAAUCUCAUCCGCUGUUUGUCGUGGAGAAGACGGAGGAAAUGCACCAGUAGUGGGGACUGGUGGUGGCUUCGAAUUCGGAGUUGAUCCAGAAGACGAUCCCGAUCUUGCUUUAGCACUUCGCGUUUCUAUGGAGGAGGAACGUGCGCGACAAGCUGCUGAAGCCGCUGCUGCUGCUGCGAAUGCAAGUUCCGAGGUUCCAACCUCUGCCGGAAAUAUCGACGUAAUGGAUAUGGAGAUGGGUGAAAUGACCGAGGAACAGCAGCUCGAGUGGGCUCUUCGAAUGUCAAUGCAGGACUCUGUGCCAUGUACAAUGGACAACAUUGAUGAACUAAUCAACAACCCAGAGCUACUACAACAAAUCAUUGAUGAUCUUCCUGGUGGCGAGAAGGUUUUCCCAUUCGUUUACUUCUUUUCGCCCUAA
This is a messenger RNA of Angiostrongylus costaricensis, 975 nucleotides long. The record is from the annotation of a GenBank genome assembly. NCBI's taxonomy places the organism in Eukaryota, Metazoa, Nematoda, Chromadorea, Rhabditida, Metastrongylidae.